Messenger RNA from Onthophagus taurus, 4477 nucleotides. It is a transcript of the gene wtrw, whose product is annotated as ankyrin repeat domain 61 water witch. Gene Ontology annotation, molecular function: protein binding; monoatomic ion channel activity. Lineage: Eukaryota; Metazoa; Arthropoda; Insecta; Coleoptera; Scarabaeidae. The record is from RefSeq and is a predicted model, not a curated record. Gene Ontology annotation, cellular component: membrane; transmembrane transporter complex. Gene Ontology annotation, biological process: monoatomic ion transmembrane transport.
AAACAAAACUAAAAAGAGAGUUAGUCAGAAUCAAGUUUGAUUCAAGUGAAAAUAAUUAUCUUAUUAGAAAUAACAGAAAUAAAUUCGUUUGAAAUUGUCCUUGGGAGAGUCAUAUGCAAAUUUUAAUCCAGUUUCUUUUAUGAAACUUUAUAACCCCAUUAUUGUGACGAAACUGACACCAUAGUUUUAAUUAUUCUAUUCUCUGAUAACAAACUCACGUUUUAAUAGAAUUUUGCUAUCUAAUAUGGAUAAUACAAUAAGUUGUAAUUACAACUUAUUUGUUCUCGCAAAUAUCAAAUAUUUGCGCUUUUAUCUUUGUAUAAAUCGCGAGUAAUUCUGCAGGAAAUUCUUCUGCAUGGUACGCGUUAUCGUUUGUAAAGCAAGUGUUCUUUUGCUUGCAACGGUCUAAGCUGUUGGUGCGUCAUCGACGGAUGGAAUAGAAUUUCUGUGUCGCCGCUGAUAUUUCUCGGUCAAGUUGACCAUCACCUUCCGAAGGCACACAAUCGGUUCCCCCUCUAAAUGACCGUGCACGCCAAAAAGACUAUCUCGGCACGGAUCACCACAAACAAGUGCCGCAAUUUAACAAUUUACAUUGUUCGCUACUGUUGUCCACAACCAACUACAAGCAAUUCGCAGUGCGGAGAGAGAGAAAAUUGUUUGGUUUUGCAAAUCCACGUUUGCCGUCGCAUCAUUUUUUUUCUUUUUAUAUCCGGCACUGCAUAAGCGACUCAACAGGUAGAAUCACCAUAAGGAAGGAGUAACGAUAGUUAUGCUGCUAAUGAAAUAUCAUUUCGACUUGUUCCAUGGACUUGAUAGUGCUUUAGUGAACUUAAUCAUGGAGGCAGGAAUAAUCAACGUCAACAGGAAUCAUAAUUCCAGAUAAAUGGUUUGUGCAACAGAAGAAUCUCGUUCAAUAGCAAUGGAGAAUCUCGGAUUUCAAGACGUAACGCAACCUCCGAAAUUCGGACGAUCAGUUUCGGUUAAUGUAGAAGCCGAGAGUUUUCCUUUAUACCACACACCACCAUCAUCGAUUUUACGAUGGAGAAGGUACCGAGGAGAUCCUCAAGAAAUGCUCGAAGAAGAAUAUCCUUCCGAAGAUAUCGUUUAUAUGGAAUGUGGUCCAUCCCCGCCAUCGGAUCAUACCCCAAAUAUUUACGAAAGUUUCGAAGAAUUUUCCUCAAACCACGAACUGACCGUGCAAAUUUGUCACGACACUAUCAAAAUGAAUUUGUUAGAACAUAUGAAAUCGUUUUCGGGGCGACAUCAAUUUUUGGAUGAUAUUGAGAGUAAGAAAACGGUUUCGGAAAAUUUAAACGCACAAAUGUUGGGUGCGUCAAAAUUUGAGAUAAACACGGCAUUUUUAUGGGCUGCUUUUUUGAAACGUUGGGAUAUUUUACAAGGUUUGUUGGAUUUGGGGGCACAAUUACAAUAUUAUGAACCAAACCAAGGAUUAAGUGCUCUUCAUUUAGCCGCAUUUAGCGGCUGUAUACCUGGAACUCAAUUUUUAAUCGCUUUAGGAUCGGAUGUAAACGCUUGUUUUAAAUGUUACACUCCGUUACAUUGUGCUGCAUUCGGAGAUUCUCCGGAAACCGCAAUGGUUUUAUUAAACAAUUCCGCUAGAGUUGGAACUUUAACUUCAAAUCCUAAUAAUUGUCAAGAAAGUGUUUUACAUUGCGCUGUUCGAGCAAACGCAAUCGCUUGUGUUCGAUUAUUUAUAGUUGAAGGAGCUGAUGUUGGGCAAGUGGAAUAUGCUGGGAUUUCACCCGUUCAUUUAGCAGCCGAUUUAGGACAUGCGCAAUGUUUAAGAAUUAUGUUAGAUCCAAAAAAUGUUAAUGUUAACGCUAAAACGAAAGAAAGAGAACAAACCGCGUUACAUUUAGCUGCUGAAGGUGGAUACACAGAAUGCAUAGAAAUUCUUUUAGAAAAAGGAGCUGAUACUAAUUCACAAAAUCAUCGGGGACAAACACCACUUCAUUUAGCAGCAAGAGCUCAAGCUUAUGACUGCGUUGAAAUGCUUUUGAGAAAAGGUGCUGACGCAAAUAUAGUGGAUUAUGAUCGAAGAUCUGCAUUACAUGCUGCAGUUGGAAAAGCAGCGAGAUCUUAUGAUAUUAUUGAAGCUUUAGUUACUUGGGGAGCGGAUGUAAAUGCAAAAGAUCAAUAUGGUUACACACCAUUACACAUUGCAGCUUUAAACGAAUUAUCACAAGGUGUUGAGGUGUUAAUAUUUCAUGGUGCUGAUAUAACCGCGAAAUCUAAAUUUGGAAUGACAGCUUUAGGGAUAAUAACAAGAAAAACACCAGCUUCUUUAGCAAUGAUUACUCAGAAAUUGGACGCUGCGAUAACUUUACAUCAUCAUCCUGAAUCGUCAAAUCGCGAAGUUGAGUUACGAUUAGAUUUUAGGAGUAUUUUACAACAUUCCCAUCCGAAAGAAAUUAAUUUUUUGAAUACUUUUGUUGACGAGGGCCAAAAAGAGAUUUUGCUCCAUCCUUUAUGCUCGGCUUUUUUAUAUUUGAAAUGGGAAAAAAUCCGCAAAUAUUAUAUCGCGCGAAUGUUAAUUAGUGUUAUUUUCGUUUUAAGUUUAUCGCUUUAUGUUUUAACCGCUUUAGCACAUAAUUGUUAUAAUCAAGGAAAGAAUAUGAAUGAAAGUCAACCGCAAAAUUUAUUUGAAUUAUGUGAAAAGAAAUCAAUGCUCGGUCAUAUGUUAAGACAUAAUCCUUUUGUAAUUGAAAUGCAAUGGUAUGUUUUGGUUAGUAUAACGGGUUGUGAGAUUUUACGAAAAAUUUAUGGGAUUGUUGGUUAUCCAACUGUUCGCCAAUAUUUAUCUCAUCCCGAAAAUAUAUUGGAGUGGAGUGUUAUUGCCUCUGUGUUUGUAAUUUCUUUUAUUUAUACGGGAAGGACUUAUACUUGGCAAAAUCAUGUUGGCGCUUUUGCCGUACUUUUUGGUUGGACAAAUAUAAUGUUGAUGAUUGGUCAACUUCCCAUUUUUGGUUCCUAUGUUGCAAUGUACACACGUGUACAAGGUGAAUUCGCAAAGUUACUAUUAGCUUAUUCUUGUUUAUUAAUAGGUUUCGCAAUUAGUUUUUGUGUAAUCUUUCCUGAUUCCUCUUCAUUUGCAAAUCCAUUUAUAGGUUUAAUAACAGUUAUGGUUAUGAUGACUGGUGAAUUAAGUUUAGAUCUUUUAUUAGAAGAUAGCGACGACCCACCAUUUUUAUUAGAAAUUAGUGCUCAAGUCACAUUUAUACUAUUUCUUUUCUUUGUAACUGUAAUUUUAAUGAACCUAUUAGUCGGUAUAGCAGUACACGAUAUUCAGGGAUUACAAAAAACGGCUGGUUUAUCAAAACUAGUCAGACAAACCAAGUUAAUCUCAUACAUAGAAUUAGCUUUAUUUAAUGGUUACCUUCCCAGUUAUAUGUUAAAUUUAUUACAUUGGACAGCUUUGGUUUCACCUAAAGCUUAUCGAGUUGUUUUAAAUGUUAAACCGUUAAAUCCAAGGGAAAAACGAUUACCUAGAGACAUUUUAAAAUCCGCCCAUGAAAUUGCGAAAAAAAGAAAACAUUACGGACAUACCAUUUCUUCGCAUGGUAGUACAGCUACCAGUUAUGGCAAAAAGAAAUGGAUGAACAAUAAUGUCGAUCGCAUCGAAACCACUGACUUGGUAAUUGAUUACAGCAAUUAUAUAAAUAAUUUACAAGUUACAGUUGAUAGAGCGAACGAAAAGAUUGAUUUGUUAACUAAUGAGAUUAAAGAACUAAAAAGUAUAUUAUUGGAUACUAUAAAAUCAAUGGAACCAUCGAGUUCUAAUAAGGAAGAUACCAACAGUAAUUGUUAGUAUUAAAACGUGAGGAUUAUAGGCUGUUACUGAUUUUCUUUUUUGAGAUAAAAUAUCGGUGUUAGUCUCUACAUAGUUACUGUAAGUAGAAGCUAAUUUGCAUCUUUUUGAAUAACUCCUCAAUCUAUUCAAUUAUCUUUCGUGAUCGAUCUAUGAGUGGUUUUUUGAAUAACUCCAAUGGGAAAAGAUAAAAAAGAUGAAAAUGAAUCUUGUACAAGAUUUUCUUCUUUCAAAGACGUUUGUACGAAAUGUCUUCAUCAUUAACACAAUUUACUAUAAAGAUGAGCGAUAGAGACCAAUAAAAAUUAAUCAGCAUUACUAUAAGUGCUCAAUCCAGAAAUUCUACUAUAAUAUUUGAAUAAAACAAUAUUUAUUCAUAAAGAUGCAAAAUAGAAUAGCAUUGGUUUAUAGUAUUAAAAUUUUGUUAUAAAAAAAGUUUUUAUCGUUUAAAAACCGUUAUAAAAAGAACACGAGGUUAAUUUGUUAUACUCAUAUAAAGAUUUUCUGGCGUAUUUUAUACACAACUAACAAACAAUAUAUUUUUGAUUGUUUUAAUGUAGGAUAUUGUAGAAUUAUAGUUAAAAAAUACUUAUGUGAUAUUUUGUAUCUUAAGGAUAUAUGUUAAAAAUCUUUAAUAAAUAAUGUAUU